Oryza brachyantha (malo sina) is the source of this 2671-nucleotide messenger RNA. RefSeq names its product rust resistance kinase Lr10-like. Gene Ontology annotation, biological process: protein phosphorylation. The transcript is spliced from 3 exons. Gene Ontology annotation, molecular function: ATP binding; polysaccharide binding; protein kinase activity. Lineage: Eukaryota; Viridiplantae; Streptophyta; Magnoliopsida; Poales; Poaceae. The coding region runs from base 355 to 2349 and encodes 664 amino acids. The record is from RefSeq and is a predicted model, not a curated record.
AACGCCGGUGUUGUCAUGAGUGAUGACUCAGUUGUGACUCUGUGAGUGCAGUCUACGUCAGCAAUGGUAUUUAAUUAUCUGAAAAAAAGGACCACUUUGGAAAGGAUGGUCUGGUCUCACGGACUUGAGUGUGCAAGACUAUGUGCGCCCCAUGUGCUUCAUUGGUCAGCAAAGUAGUGCACACAGCUUUGACUUGUUCUCAGAAAAAGAAUGCAGUAGCCAAAGUUGGCUUUAUGUCUUAUCCAUCCUCUAUCCCAUAUACAGCCUCAUAACACUUUCCUAAUCGCCUAGUAUGCUAUCUUCAAAUCAGUAUUACUUUCAUAGUUGUUCGAUCAUGAGUUUCUGAAGCUGACCAUGGCCAUUUGGGUUUGGGGCGCACUCUUUCUCCCUGGUAUCUUUCAAGCCUUGAAUAUACUAUCUGUUCUUGGGGUUUGGGGGGUUCUUGUAACGAAGAGUGGAGCUGCAGAUUUUCAAGAACAGCGAGCUUGUAUUCCUUUCUCCUGUAGACAUCUUGAAGAUAUCGGGUACCCUUUCCGUUUACGAGGCGAUCCACUUGGCUGUGGUGUUGAAUCUUAUGAGCUAGAUUGCAGAGAUGGAAGAGCUAUAAUUCACAUCAACACUGGAAAAUAUUUUGUGACUGACAUCUCCUAUAAUGAGUCUAGAUUUUGGGUUGUUGAUGCUAAUUUAGACAACAGCAGCUGUCCUCUUCCACUGUGGAAUAGCUUUCCCUACUUCAAUGAAAUUGACACUGAGUUGUACAUUGUUGCAGCUCGGUGGGCUACAUUUCUGAAUUGCUCACGGGUGAUAAACAAUGGAAUGUACAUGCCUGUUGCUUGCUUGAGUGGGAAUAGUUCUUUUGUUUAUGUCUUGACUACACCAAGCUCUUACUAUGUUCAAAGCAUCGAGCCUUCUUGUGGGUACUUAGCUGUGAUUCCUGUGAAUGAUAGUAGAGAGAAUGUACCAGACUAUGCAAGCUAUGCAGAUGUUGUAAGAUUCAUGAGGAAUGGAUUUCCUGUUUUGUUUCCUCGCGUUAAAUCCCAGAGUCAUUCUCCAGUCAUCAAAGCAUGUGCAAGAGAUACAUUCCAAAACUUCAAGGGGCAAAUAUCUAGUAGGAACAUUCAGAACUGGACUUCUGCCGUCAUUGGGACUGAGAUGGAAUUUUUGGGAUGUGUAAUUAAUGAUUACUCUAAUGUUGCACAAGUGUGGGUUACUCUCAUUCUGGUACUUGCCAUAGAGAUUGUUAAGUGCAUUAUAGUACUAUGCAGAUUCAUCCUGGCACCACUGACUGUUUUGACUUUCCUUGGUUACAAAUACCGGAAACAAAGGAUAUCCAUCGAUGCAGUAGAGAAAUUUCUCCAGAUGCAGCAAGCUCUUGGUCCAAAGAGGUAUGCAUACACAGAAAUUACUGCAAUCACAGGCCAUUUCAGAGAGAAGCUAGGCCAGGGGGGCUAUGGUUCUGUGUACAAAGGUUUCCUUCCUGGUGAUGGUCAUGUUGCUAUCAAGAUGCUGAGCAACUCCAUGUGCAAUGGAGAAGAAUUCAUCAGUGAGGUUUCCACCAUUAGCAGGAUACACCAUGUGAAUGUGGUACGCCUUGUUGGGUUUUGCUCAGAGGAACUUAGGAGGGCUCUCCUAUAUGAGUACAUGCCCUGUGGGUCUCUAGACAAGUACAUUUUCUCACCCGAGAAGAGUCUGUCUUGGGACAAGCUCAACGAGAUUGCUCUAGGAAUUGCUAGAGGGAUCGACUACUUGCAUCAUGGUUGUGACAUGCAGAUUAUGCACUUUGACAUCAAGCCACACAACAUCCUUCUCGAUAGCAACUUCACUCCAAAAGUUGCUGACUUUGGGCUGGCCAAACUGUAUCCCAGGGAUGACAGCUUGGUGCCGAUGAGUGCUGCACGGGGAACAAUAGGGUACAUAGCUCCUGAGAUGAUAUCUCGAAGCUUUGGCGCCAUUUCAUGCAAGGCCGAUGUUUACAGCUUUGGGAUGUUAUUGCUGGACAUUUCUGGUGGAAGGAGGAACAGGGAACAGCAUGCAUCCAACUCAGCUCAUCCUUAUUACCCAGCAUUGGUGUAUGAUUCUCUAACUCGACAAGAAGCGAGCAAGAUUCCAGAGGAUGUUGCUAUGCACUGGGUAGAGAGGAAGUUGUGCAUUGUUGGGUUCUGGUGCGUUCAGAUGAAACCGAGUGAACGGCCUUCCAUGAGCGAGGUUGUGGAGAUGCUCGAAUCUGAUGACCCUGACAACCUGCAGGUUCCUCCGAGACCUUUCUUUGGUGUGGAUGAUCAUAUCUCUGAGAUGGAUUCUUGCUGCCAUUCUGCAUCAAAGUCAAAUUCAAUCACAGAGGAUGACUGAAGCAAUCCUGCUUAUCAGCUUAUGCAUGGAUAUAUUCAGUCCAUGCUUAUACAAUAUGGGAUGUUUCUUAUAGAUGUUGACAUGAAAAUUAAUAGGACUAUGGAACAUUUCUCACUGAUCUCUUCAGGUGGGCAUAUCUUUCAGCAGUGCACGAAUUGUGCUGCAUAGAAAGGUGAACUAAUAAUGUGUUUUGAUUGAUGAACAUUGAUAUGGGCAGAAAUUUGGUCCAGUUUGAUGACACCUGUUUUUCUGUGGCACACGUGCUUCCAUGGCAUUUCUGUUCUGAAGACAUGUGAAAUUUGGUCAAGUGAAAGCCAUUGUC